This is a messenger RNA of Lachancea nothofagi CBS 11611, 264 nucleotides long. NCBI's taxonomy places the organism in Eukaryota, Fungi, Ascomycota, Saccharomycetes, Saccharomycetales, Saccharomycetaceae. The record is from the annotation of a GenBank genome assembly.
AUGCCCAAGAUGAUCUCCACUGAUGCCAUUCACGCUCAAAAACUUAGUCAUGGUACCUUUAUAUAUAGACCUACUGAUGAAGAGCUCAGCAAGGGUACAUUUGUGGAGAAAGUUUCGAACUUUGGUGAAAACUUAUACUGGAUGUACUACAUACAUUUGCCAUACUACUUGAUGACUUCGGGUGACGCAUUUUGCCUGCACUCCUUCUUUUUGGGAAUGUUCACGCUAGGAUUAUUUGGACUUGUCAAGUACAUGUUCCUGUGA